Messenger RNA from Anopheles stephensi (Asian malaria mosquito), 3115 nucleotides. Its product is annotated as ATP-binding cassette sub-family G member 4-like. Gene Ontology annotation, cellular component: plasma membrane. The coding region runs from base 666 to 2654 and encodes 662 amino acids. NCBI's taxonomy places the organism in Eukaryota, Metazoa, Arthropoda, Insecta, Diptera, Culicidae. Gene Ontology annotation, molecular function: ABC-type transporter activity; ATP hydrolysis activity; ATP binding. The transcript is spliced from 8 exons. The record is from RefSeq and is a predicted model, not a curated record.
CGACCGCGAGACACACGGAGGUAACAAAGACUCGUGCCGUCUCUAUCGUACGUCGCAGCCGGUGACGAGCGCGGCUUCGUGCGGUGGCCCACGGUUUGCUGACUUCGAUUGCGUCAGUUCAGCAUCAGUAGUUCUUUGUCGCUGGAUCGGGUUAGAAGGGGAUCGAUUCUUGGCGACUACGAUCGUCCACCUAGGUUCACACCCGUUCGCGACUUGUUUGUGCGCUCAGUUCUCUUCGACCUGUUGUUUUUUAUUUUAUUUGGAGUGUUCGUGAGUGUGUGUGUGUGCGCGCGGUAGUGAAUGAGGUACAUCCAUCUUGCUCGCACGCUGCUUCUUGAAGUUUGUACCCUACUUAGUGAUAAAUGUUUCGAGGUUUUUAUCGCUCCGUAGAACUCGCUCUUGCUUGAAGUUACUAGGGGCGUCGUCGGAGCCCUGUGUGUCAGUGCCUGAGUCAGAAGUUCACUGGACAUUGGUCAGAGUGAACGGUUCGUUUGGAAGAUGCGAUAAUAGUGUGACUAGGUGCGACCGUCCUGAGCUUGUGAAGAUACUGUAGAAACGCCGUGAAGGGCUAGUGACAAGUGCUCCAUAAACACCUCCUCAAUAAUCGAGUGUAUUUGAAGUGCGAGUGCGCGAAAAAAAAAAGAGUCGCCCGAUAAGACCCAGCGAUGGAUAUCCUGCAGCAGGAGGUGCGCGGCAUCGCGCUGGCCAACCUGUCCGAGGUACAAUCGGCCCCGGUGUACAACCAGACGACCGUGCCGCUGAAUCGGAAGGAUUCGCGCAACAUGGACCAGGCCGUGAUACGGAACAACACGGCGAACUCGUACCCGUCGAACCACGACAUCGAGGGACACAUCCGGCCGUUCCAGAAUUUGCCUGCCCGCGAAGCGGUCGACCUACAGUUUAAAGAUGUGUCGUACUGCGUCAGUCUCGGGUUUCGCAAAGGCCAGAAAGAGAUCCUGCACAAGGUGAAUGGCAAAUUUCCUGGUUCGCAGCUGAUCGCCAUCAUGGGACCGUCCGGUGCGGGCAAAUCGACCCUGCUGGACGUCCUGUCCGGCUACCGGAAAACGGGCGUCGAAGGUGCGGUCUACGUGAACGGGCGCAUCCGCAACCUGAACAGCUUCCGGCGGAUGACCUGCUACAUUACGCAGGACGAUCGUUUGCAGACGCUGCUGACGGUGCUGGAGAACAUGCGCAUUGCGGCGGAUUUGAAGCUGGGUCCGGAGGUCUCGCGCCACGAGAAGGAGUCCAUUAUUGAAGACAUUCUGACUGUGCUGGGACUGUACGAGCAUCAGUUCACCAUAACCAAGCGUCUAUCCGGCGGCCAGCGCAAGCGUCUCUCGAUCGCACUGGAGCUGAUCAACAAUCCUACCAUUAUGUUCUUGGACGAACCAACGACUGGACUGGACAGCUUCUCGUGCAAUCAGGUCGUGGACCUGCUCAAGCAGCUCGCCAAACAGGGCCGCACGAUCAUCUGCACCAUCCAUCAACCGUCCGCCAAGUUGUUCCAGGAGUUCGACCAGGUGUACGUACUCUCGAACGGCGAGUGUAUGUAUCAGGGCUGCACCAACAGCCUGGUACCGUUCCUUCAGUCCGUCGAUAUGCCCUGCCCGGUAUAUCACAAUCCUGCCGACUAUGUGAUCGAGCUUGCGUGCGGAGAGUACGGGGACGAACGCAUCCAGCGGAUGGUGAUGGAGAUGGGCAACGGUGAAUGUACCGAGUGGUUCACCGACAAGCGGAAACUGCUGAAGCUCGAGCAGCUCCGGAAGAAACACCCGCUGAAGAAGAUCAUCGAGCAGAGCGAAGACCUGACGGCGACGUCGCAAGUCCAUCAGCUGCAGGUUCUGAUCAAGCGUGGCAUUAUCAAGGCAAAGCGGGACGCUACCCUCACCCAUCUGCGUAUCGGGGUGAACAUCGUCAUCGCCGCUAUGCUGGGCUUUCUGUUCAUCGAUGCCGGCAACGAGGGUUCGCGCGUACUCGACAACUACAAUCUACUCUUCUCGAUCCUGAUGCACCACAUGAUGGCCACGAUGAUGCUGACCGUGCUGACAUUCCCCACCGAGAUGGGCGUUAUACUGAAGGAGCACUUUAAUCGAUGGUAUACGCUCAAGUGUUACUACCUCUCGGUCUCGAUCAUCGAUCUACCGCUGUCCGUGUUCUGCUGCCUGAUCUUCACCGUCAUCAUCUACCUGAUGAGCGGCCAGCCAAUGGAAUGGUUCCGUUUCGGCAUGUUUUUCACCAUCAGCCUGCUGAUCGUGCUGAUAGCGCAGAGUCUCGGGUUGACGAUCGGAGCCUGGUUUAACGUGGUGAAUGGUACCUUCCUCGGCCCGGUGCUCACCAUCCCGAUGAUGAUGUUUGCCGGUUUCGGUGUGACGCUGCGCGAUCUGCCAAGCUACCUGAAAUGGGGCAGUCACAUCUCUUAUCUACGGUACGGUUUAGAAGGCUACGUGAACGCAAUCUAUGGCGAAAAUCGGGAGACGCUGGACUGUGAGCUGAAGCCGUACUGCCAUUACAGAUAUCCUGCCAAGUUCCUGUCCGAGAUUUCCAUGGAAGGCGAUCAGUUCUGGAAGGAUGUGUACGCUCUCUGUGCCACGCUGCUGUUGGUGCGCGUGUUCUGCUACUUCUGUCUCCGAUGGAAGGUUAUGUCGGUGCGGUAAACACGUCCGCACCAAAGUCAGCUCUUCGUUGGAGCUUUCGUUCGGGAGCACUCGAUACGAUUAAAUGUGAUGCCAAGCAAUCGGUGGAUGUGAUUUGCAUUACCCGACACGACACCAAAAAUGGGUUUUCCAAAACAUUUUCUUGUUACCAGCCAAUUGCGCUUAUCGGACGGUGCUAAAGAAUGCGCCAACUUGCGCACGCGAUAACGCAUAUCGCAAUGCAUUUCAGUGACUGUACAUAUAAAAAAUUCCCCCUACGUCCAGCAGGACGUGCGUCUAUGGUUUAUCAACCACCGCCGUGCUAUUUAGCUUUAAGUUUGGUUUGCCGAGCGCCAUCUUGUUGCUGUUUGAGGAGAUUUCGCGUCCUUAAGCAAAAUAAUGAAAUGUCCCAUAGGAUAUAGUAGAGCUACAAAUUAGUCAUCGAUAGUCAAUAAAAUGUUAAACCUGCGUUUUACAACUUA